Molecule: messenger RNA, 705 nt
Organism: Paramecium tetraurelia
Lineage: Eukaryota; Ciliophora; Oligohymenophorea; Peniculida; Parameciidae
Exons: 2
Source: RefSeq, a predicted model, not a curated record
AUGAAAUCUGAUUCCUAACAUGAUAAUGGAACUUUAUAAUAAUUGGGUCGUUUGAGAAUACCAAAAGUACUCUUCUUACCAGGUGAACCAAUGGCCAAGAAGAGAGUCUCCUCCCUUCCAUCCAGUCCUGUGAAGGGUAUUCCAAAUUAAGCAGAUGUCCAAGAGAAACUGAGAAUACUUGAGGCGGAAAGGGAGGCAAAACAGAAGUUGCAAGAACAAGAAAUGCUUGAAAGGGGCAAACGAUGUUCAUUCAAUAGAUAAGCUCACAUCAUAAACAAGUUGCAUAAUGUCGAAUAGUAGUUAGACAGGUGGAAGAAGACCAGACAUAACAUUGAAUUGUAAGUCAUUGUAGUUACAAAAAGCGUCAACAAAACCAAGAUGAGUUAGAUGUUUGAAUCUCAUUAAAAGACUGGACUCGAAUUUCACCGUCCAAUUUAGUAAAGAAAUAAGAGUUAUUCCGAAUUUGAGCAUAGAAGCAGUGGAGCCUAAUUUAAUCCUGAGCUUUUUUAAAGAAAGAAGGACAGAGAGAGAGAACGAUCUUAAUUGGUAAAUUAGACAAGAUAUCGAAAUAAUGUAAGUUAGAUCGAUAGGAAUGUAAGAGUUAUGCAGAAAAAGUAUAGAACUGAAAAAAAGUGUUUUGCACUCAGAAAGCCCUUUUAUAAUAUUAAUGAUAUUAAAAAUUAUUCUCACUUCUUAUUAUUUUGA